Messenger RNA from Didymodactylos carnosus, 207 nucleotides. Lineage: Eukaryota; Metazoa; Rotifera; Eurotatoria; Philodinida; Philodinidae. The record is from the annotation of a GenBank genome assembly.
AUGAAUCAGGACAUAAUCAAUCCAUCAGUUCCAUCACAAAAAUCAGUUUCUAAUUCACCAUUAUGUGUUGUAUGUCAAACAGACGAAAAGAGCAUCGCGUGUAUACCGUGCGGUCACCGUGCAAUGUGUGUACCAUGUGGUUAUUCAUUGAACAAAUGUCCAGUAUGUCGAAAAGAUAUCGCUGGAUUUAUUAAAAUUUAUUUAUAA